This is a messenger RNA of Periophthalmus magnuspinnatus, 1647 nucleotides long. RefSeq names its product cAMP-dependent protein kinase inhibitor alpha-like. Gene Ontology annotation, cellular component: cytoplasm; nucleus. The record is from RefSeq and is a predicted model, not a curated record. The transcript has 3 exons. NCBI's taxonomy places the organism in Eukaryota, Metazoa, Chordata, Actinopteri, Gobiiformes, Gobiidae. Bases 328 to 561 code for a protein of 77 amino acids. Gene Ontology annotation, biological process: negative regulation of cAMP-dependent protein kinase activity. Gene Ontology annotation, molecular function: cAMP-dependent protein kinase inhibitor activity.
GAUUGGUCAGUAAGGAGGAAGAUGCGACGGCCGUGGAGAAUCGACUCUGGCUUUCCCCAAACCGUUUACCGAUAUCACGGACAAUAAUGCUUUUAUUACGUUUACGCAUUGACUAAAUUGAAGACACGAUGCAUUUCUAACCUGCAGACGUGCACCGUGCGUCACCUUAAGCGUGUGUUCUUGUGUUUGUUUGGUUGAGGCUUUGUUGCUGGGCUGUUGGGCCCAUGGCGCUGCCCUGUAGAUGAAGUCACUCCCUGAGCAUGUAGCCGGUUCACAACACUGGACUGUUGUCACACAAGGUGCAGCUGAUUGAACAAUGUACGAGCAAUGUCUGAUGUUGAGGCCACAUAUGCAGACUUCAUCGCUUCGGGCAGGACAGGACGGAGGAACGCCAUGCAUGACAUCCUUCAGAGUCCCACAGAUCCAGACGGACGCGAGAUGCCCCUCACACUGUCCCUGUCCCAACUGCACAUCAACGCCGGAGGUGGAGAAGGCGAUGAAGCAGAGGACGGCCAGAGCAUGCCCUCAGCCCAGAGGGAGGCCGGGCAGAGGAACAGCUAACCUGACUCAUACUGUUACAGCCAGCACAAGGAUCUUCAACACUGUAAAGCCAUUCACAAUGUGUGGAUCCGGCGCUGGAGGGUAGAGGCUGCGGAUGUGUCAUUGUACAACACUAAAGGACCUAUAAAAGACACUCGGACCACUGAAAAGACAUCGCUGUGACAUGAACAUGUGUGCUCUUACAAGUGAAAAUAGUUGUUCCUUAUUGUACUGUGCAAACGACAGGUUUAUGGUGUUCACAUGUAACAAAGAAAAGAUUAGAAUCCCUGGAGAUUAUAGACCUCUGCAAUAGUAGAAGUUAUGAUUUCCUGUCUUGUUAAAAAACAAAAAAAGUACCUGAAAUUAUCUAAGUGAUCCCUUUUAGUGAGGUAAAUUAGUAACUCUUGCACCACAUGGUACAAAAAAAAAAAAAUCUUAAACAUUUUUUUUUUCUUUGUUCCAUUACCAACCCAAACUAAAAUGUAUCAUUGAAACAAUUGCACAAUUUAUUAUGUUCAAGAAAAGACAUGUGGAAUGGAGAGAAUGAAAAAAGAUAUCGAUUUGCCAUAUAUAAGUAUAAUAGUAAGAGUAACAUUUAAACAGUUAUACAGCCAAUAACUUGUGCUUCCUUUCUCAAUGCUGUUAAGAAAAAACAAAUACAGGGGAAAUAUCGAGCUGUGAAAAUAGACCACUGUUGUAUAUCAAAGGGUAAAAUAGGCCAAAAAUAGAGAAGAAAGAUGAAUGAUGGUAGUGCAAUGUCUUUUUUAAGUACUUUUGCCAAGCAUAAACACACACAUAACUUCCUCUAUGUGACACUAACAUCCUCUGCCAUUGUGCUUUGUGGUGUGUCUACUUAUCAUUAUUGCAUGUAGAUCAUUUUAUAAACACCACAUAAAAUAUCAACAUAAUCUUUUAUAAUAAUCCGGCCUUAAACUGCCAUGUGACUAGUUACUCGAUAUAAAAACACUGUGUAAACGAUUCAUUCAUUUUCCAGCAUGUACUGUCCAGGCAGGUGCAUGAUACUGCUAAUGUUAAUGUACACACACGGUGCUUGUCUCUUUGUUUUUUUGUUGUUUUUUUACACAAGCAGGUGGCAAAAUAAUAAAU